AUGAAGAAACAUGAAGAUAAGAGGCUCCAAGCUUUCCUCACCAGGUUCAACCUUGUCAAAAGCAUAGUAAUGGAAUGUCAUCCCUCCAUGGCGGUUCAAGCAUUCAAACUGGCCACGAACCGAGGGACGCCGUUCCACACAAGCCUGGUGGUGAAUAUGCCAAAGGCCAUGGAUGAACUGAAUGAAAGAGCUGACGAAUUCGUGCGUCUGGAAGAAGAGGAGGCAGCUAAUGCAAGAAAGACAUCGAUUAUAUCAACAGAGGAGAAGUCUAAAGCCAAGAUCUGGCAUAAACAAGCUUUUUCGCAGCGUCAAACCUCUUGGAAGGUAGAGAAGAGGCCGAGGGAAGAAGAACUGGUUACUCCACUCAAGUUCACCUUAGCUAGGCUGUUCCAAGAAAAUAAAGAUAAGUUUCAUUCUCCCCUACCAAUUAGACAACCUCUUGAGCAGAGGGAUCAGUCCAAACACUGUGUUUUUCAUAGUGAUUUCGGUCACCUAACUAAUGAAUGCAGGAACCUAAGGAGGCAAGUGGAGAUGCUGAUAUCCAGGGGGGAGUUUGCAAGAUAUGUCCAAGGGCCACCAAUAGAGCAGAAUCGACCAGCUGAAUAG
This is a messenger RNA of Cornus florida, 606 nucleotides long. RefSeq lists its product as uncharacterized. The record is from RefSeq and is a predicted model, not a curated record. NCBI's taxonomy places the organism in Eukaryota, Viridiplantae, Streptophyta, Magnoliopsida, Cornales, Cornaceae. Bases 1 to 606 code for a protein of 201 amino acids. The transcript has a single exon.